ACAAGAAUGGCGUCAUUGGAAACAACCUGCUAGGAAAAAAGCAAAGUUCAUUCGUUUGUGUAGAAAUAAAUUUCCUUCUAAACAUUAGGCUCGUAGUGAUCUAAGUAAAGAUAGGAAGAUGGCUGCUGUAAAUGACAAGAAAAGUGAGAAAUCUAAACAAGAUUAUUAUGAUACUAAGCAACAAGCUAUGGAAUAUUAUUCUGAAAAUGGUGUUCCUAUAAAAAUGGAGGAGAUAUUGAAUUCAAUGUUUUAUGAUAAUCCUUAUGAUGUUUAUGGAUAUCUGGCUAAUUAUUUUGAGAAAUAUGCAAAGACACCUUCUAUUACAAAGAUAAAGUCAAGGACUGCUUUAGAUAGUAGAGGACAACCUUCAUUACAGACAUCAGUCUACUGUACUGUUAAAAAUAUAGAAAAGUGUUUAGCUACAGUAGUCAGCUCUAAUCCACAACCUCAUGUAUUAGAUAAUGGUAAAACUGAAGAUAAAGAAAAAGAAGAACAGGAAAGGAAAGAAGAUAUUGAAGCUGGUAUUGAAUUAAUAGAAAGUGAAAUUAGUGAGAAAUUAAAGGAACUUGAUCCUUGCCAUCAACAAGAAAUUGAUCAAUUAUUAUAUGAUUUUAUCAGUCAGAAGAAAGCUGAAAAAGAUGCUGAAGCAUCAAGUAAUGAUGAAAAUAAAAGUCCAUCACCUCAACCAGCAGUUCCUCCUUCUGUUGAUUCUCCUAGUAAAAAGAAGUUAGCAUCUGGAAAGAAAGGUAAAGCAGCAAGUGUCAUAAUAGUUGUACCUGAUGAACCAAGGGAAGGCUUUCUAUCAGGCUCCAGUAUAGUUAGUAGCUUAAGUCAAGCUAUAUGUUGUACUGGUGCUUCAAUAAGUAAUCAACCCCUAUACCAAUACAUAGCAUCAUUAUUUAAUAAAUCAACAGACAAAUACCAUCUUCCGUUACCAAUGACAACUAUACUGCAAGCUGGAAAAGCCUCAUCAGGGAAACUGAAAUGUGUGAAAGAAUUUAUGUUAAUACCAAAGCCUUCUAUGUCUGUAUCAGAGGCUAUGAAUUAUAUUCAAGAAAUUUAUAAUCAUAUUGGUAAAAGUUUCUUACAUAAAAGUGGAGUGAGUGGUAGAUAUGUAAAUGAUAUAGGAGCUUUAUGUCCUAUAUUAGAAAAGGUUGAACAAGGUUUAGAUUUGUUACAAGAAGCUAUUACAUCAGUUGGUUAACACCAGGAGAAGAUUUUAAUAUAGCAUUAAAUAUUGCAGCUCAUGAAAUGUUUGAGUUUGAUAAAGGUAAAUAUGAGAUAACAACAGGACAGUUAAAAUCACCUGAUGAUUUGGUAGAGUUCUGGGUUGAUAUUAUUACUAGAUAUCCUGCUAUUAUAGCUCUAAUAGAUCCACUCAGAAAACAGGAACGUGCCCAGUGGAUGAAGUUAUGUGACAGAAUAUCAGAGCAAUGUUAUAUAAUAGGAGAUUAUGUUUACCAUAGACCUGGACUUUUACAAUCAGAAGAACUAACAGAGAAUUUUCAAGCUAGUGGCAUAGUAUACAAGUUACAACAUAUGAACACUUUAACUGAUAUUCAUACAUGUCAACUUAAAAUGGAAGAAGCCAAUAAUCUAACAGUAAUAACAACUAACCAGGGAGAUACAUCAGAUAGUUUUAUAGUUGAUCUAGCUGUUGGAUUACAUGCUAAAUUUAUCAAGAUAGGAGCACCUUCUCGAGGUGAGAGAGUCAUGAAGUUUAAUAGGCUAGUUCAAAUAGAGGAUGAACUGAAAGAGAAUGAUAAAUACUGUUGUCAUGAUGAACAUGUGUUCCAUAAAAUUGACCUCCCUCCUCAACCAGAAACAGAUGAACACACACCGUCCAAUUCACCUUCACCAAAAAAAGAUGGCAAGAAGAAAUAACUCUGUAUGUUUUGUUAUUUAUUAGUUGACUGUGAUAAUUUAUAAACCUGUAUAAUAAAAUAUAUUAAUAACUAGAAACCCUUUUUAUUUCCUCAGCUUGUUUGAUACAAAGAUAAAAAGUAGUAAGUUUGGUAAAAAUAUGAUGCUCCCAGUCUGUUUUUUGAAAAUAUUACAACUUUCUAAAGUGUAAAUCAACCAGAGAUCAAAAACAGAAAUAUGAAAAAAUAUUGGAUACCAGUACUUGAUCUUUAGAAACCUGUCAGAUAUAUAAAUAUAAUGCUCUCAGGUUUCCAUGGAUCACAGACUGUCAGGUUUCUAAAAUAAUAGGACACCAGUGUUUGAUCUUUUGAGACUGGUUCUAUUUCUAAAAAUAUAAGGUGAUCAAAGACUGUGAGCUUUCUAAUAAAUAUAAGGCUAUCAGUCUUUGUUCUUUGGAAACCUGUCAUCUUUCUUAUAUACUCAUAUUCAUGUUUUGCCUCAUCCUAUGUGCAUAAAUAUCUUUGCUUAAAUAUAACAAGAAACUAUAUAGGCCUACAAGCCAGUAUAAAAUGUAAUAUAUAUAAUAUAAAAGCUGAUAUAAAAUAGUUUAUAACAGUUAAAUAAUUAUAAAAAACAAUAGAAAUGUAGGUAGUUUAAAAAUUGUGUAAGUUAUGAAAAAGCACAUAUU
This is a messenger RNA of Lottia gigantea (owl limpet), 2551 nucleotides long. RefSeq lists its product as hypothetical. Gene Ontology annotation, molecular function: phosphopyruvate hydratase activity; magnesium ion binding. Gene Ontology annotation, cellular component: phosphopyruvate hydratase complex. The coding region runs from base 119 to 1204 and encodes 361 amino acids. Gene Ontology annotation, biological process: glycolytic process. The transcript is spliced from 14 exons. The record is from RefSeq and is a predicted model, not a curated record. NCBI's taxonomy places the organism in Eukaryota, Metazoa, Mollusca, Gastropoda, Lottiidae.